Messenger RNA from Daldinia decipiens, 2115 nucleotides. RefSeq lists its product as uncharacterized. Gene Ontology annotation, molecular function: zinc ion binding; DNA-binding transcription factor activity, RNA polymerase II-specific. The transcript is spliced from 6 exons. The coding region runs from base 1 to 2115 and encodes 704 amino acids. Gene Ontology annotation, biological process: regulation of DNA-templated transcription. NCBI's taxonomy places the organism in Eukaryota, Fungi, Ascomycota, Sordariomycetes, Xylariales, Hypoxylaceae. The record is from RefSeq and is a predicted model, not a curated record.
AUGCAACCGAGAAAGUACCCGCCAAUCCUCCCGUCGGCUCCUCUGCCGGAAGAGGAAGAACCGCUGAAUCCCGGCCCCGGCCCCGGCCCCAGUACGCGACGGCAGAGACCUGGUGCCUGCACUACAUGUAGACGUCGCAAGAUCAAGGCGAGCGAUUUGAUUGCCGCUUUUUGCGAUGGCGUGCGACCGAAGUGCGCCAAUUGCGAAAAGCGAGGCGUAAGAUUUUGUGUCUAUAUCGAUAAAGUCAAGGCCGGACCCGAGGCGAUGGAGGUGCUCGAGCUCUUGAAAUCCUUGCCCGUGGGCGAAGCGUUCGGGCUCUUAAAUUCGCUUCGAGAAAACGGGGAUCCGGCGACCGUCUUGUCGGUGCUGAGAGAGGGCGACGCGGAGGGACAGUCUACGUUCCUAGGCGCGGAAGCCCGAGGAUUCCUUCCUCCUCGAAACAUGCUCGAGCUGGAGCUUAUGGCCAACAACUCCAAGACGUUUCUUCCCUUGCGCCGUAUAGAUGCGCACGUCUUGGCUAAGAGCGAUCUCCUACGCCCUAUGCGACGGUCUAUAGAGGCUAACCCUAUGGGCCCAUCGUUUCUCGUCGACGCUGCCUCGGAAGGCAGACGUUUUCCUCCUCCCGUAAGUCCUAGACGAGGAGUCGGCUAUUGCGACGAACGACUUCAUAGUUUGCAGGUCGAUUUCUGGACCAAUGUGAUGGUGACCAACGAGUUUACGGCGCAAGUCAUCUCUCUCUAUAUAAAAACUGACCACCCGAUAUUAGGCCUUUUUAGUCCAUACCUCUUUAUCACAGACCUAGUUAAUCAGCAGCGUAGGUUCUGCUCUAGGUUCCUUUUUCACGCGUUGAUGUAUCUUGGAUGUCAAAUGUAUAGCGCUUUUGACAAGGAUGCGAUGCAAUUUGCCGAUGAGUUCCUGCAGGAGGCUCAAAAGGCGCGGAAAGAAGAACCAGACUCGUAUUCAUCCAUGGCAGGUGCUGUAUUGCUCAGUAUAUCUCUCAUAGGAAAUAGUAAAGAUCACGCGGUUCUCUUCUAUGCAAAAGAAGCGAUGCAGAUGGGUAAGAAUUUAGGGCUCUUCGAUGACGACGAGGGAGGGCCGGCGAGGUCGAACGAGAAUAUGUUGAAAGAGGAUAUGGCGGCACGCUGUUACGCGGCGUGGGGUACGUUUAAUUGGAAUGUACUUGUAUCGCUAUUUUAUCGGCAGCCAGGCGCGGAGAGCCCGAGCUCGGCUCCCGUAUUGCCGAUCCCAGGCGAGAGGACGCCCGCGCGCCAAGAGGGUGAUAUGGGCGAGGGUUUUCCGGCUGGCGAGGAGCUUCUAGGGACGAUCUUCCCCGCGCUCUGUCAAUUUUGGCAGAUAAUCCAAGGAGCUGCGUGGAUAUAUACCCCAACCCAAGGCCGUCCGCCGGAUAUCUUUAAGAUGGCUCUCGUCGAGCAUAAGUUUCGUGAGCUAAUCGCCUGGGCGGAAGCCCUGCCCUUACCUCUGCUUCGAGCAGAGGACCAGACCCAUCAUGUUAUCCUACUUCACAUAUGGCUUCAUUGCGCUAUUCUCGACGUGUUCCGACCCUUCAUCGGGAAGCCAGAAGGUCAACGACCGCGUCUGACGACGUUUUCGGCGUGCGAUAGCUCACCGGAUGCGGUUUACGCCGCGUCGGUCGCUCAGCUUAAGAAUCUUAUCGUCGAGUAUCGCAGCAAGUUCGUGGAAUCUACCUGCUCGAUACUCUGGCAUACCGGCCUCCUUUACCUAGCGAACGCCAUGCUGAAGGAUGCGAGCGACCCGGAUCGGCGCCUCUACCUGAUGCUCUGCCUAUACGGCUACGAAAGCCUCAGUCGUCCGUUCCGCAUCUCCGAGGUCAUCGUCCAAGGCUUGUUGUCCAUGACCCUGAAGGAGACGGACAUGACAGGAAGCGAGGCGCAAAGAAUAGUCGACCAGCUCAAAGAGGGAAGACUGGAUAGUCUGAAGCAAGACUUUGAACACAAGACCCGUGCUACGUUUAUGGUUGAUCUGGAUUUGGCGCUGAAGCACCCCGAACAGGCCAGGGCGGAGAACUUGGCGGACGAAUUUGAAAAUCUAGCCCUGUUUCGCGAUUUCCUCGACCAGGAGAGGAUGGAGAUUUAG